Cephus cinctus (wheat stem sawfly) is the source of this 1990-nucleotide messenger RNA. RefSeq names its product synaptotagmin-5 (gene Syt20). The record is from RefSeq and is a predicted model, not a curated record. Gene Ontology annotation, biological process: cellular response to calcium ion; calcium-ion regulated exocytosis; regulation of dopamine secretion. The transcript is spliced from 11 exons. NCBI's taxonomy places the organism in Eukaryota, Metazoa, Arthropoda, Insecta, Hymenoptera, Cephidae. Bases 535 to 1863 code for a protein of 442 amino acids. Gene Ontology annotation, molecular function: calcium-dependent phospholipid binding; SNARE binding; calcium ion binding.
GAUAGUUGCUGCUGGUUCGCAUACGUUUCCGAACGAGCUGCUCAGUCAGAACGUCGCAAGACGACUUUUGUGGCGUCGUGUUCAGUAGAAACCCUUCUGGAAUUGUUUUUUUUUUUUAUUUGGACUUGAGUGAAUUUUUCAUGUUCGCAUGUUCGACCUUAAUACCGAUACCCUUGGUUCUCCUGACACACGAGAUAUCUUCUAAGUCCAUGAACGAGUGUCAAGGAGCCGUCCGGAUCGAGUGAUUUUGUCGUUGGCUAAAAGAGAAAAGCGGCUCUUAUAGCUGAACGUAAAGGCGAUCGUUUACAACCAGCUAAUAUUUCGCGGUUCGAUCGGCUGUUUGUUCGAGCAAUACAGAACCAACGUAGCACUGGCGGUUCAGGUGACACAAGUGUUCCGUGCAGGCUGGACUACAGUUUAUCUUGUGCCGCCCGCAUAAGCGCGCCGUGAAUAUGUGGCAGAUAUUUUGCGUACUAGGUGGAAAGCAUCUGAAGUAUCGUGAUCGUAAUAAUUACGUUGGAUUUUUGAGUCUGAAUGGUGUACGACAAUCUUUUUGGUCCAUGGGGCCAGAUUAUAUUCGUUGCAUUUGGCGCCUGUGUUAUCCUCAUCGCCAUUCUCCUGGUCGCCUGUUUUCUCACACCUGGAUGCCUCGGAUACGAGUGCAUUCGUAGACGCAGAAAGGAAGACAAGAGCGUUCCUUUACGAUAUAAAGGACGGCCUAACGAGAACGUCAAGUUAAAUGAUGUCAGCUAUAGAUCAUGGAGACUGGGUAGCCUCUACGAAAACGGCGCGUCUGAUUGCAUUUCGGAAAAUCCGGGAUCCCAACGGCAAUCUGUCAAUUCCAACAAUGUGCCGUUCGAGCCCAUCGACACCUCGUCGACUGUGAAUCUCAUUAGUUCGGAUAAACCAAAGAAGGACAACAAAGGAAAGGAAUUUCCUACGGAAUUAACUAUGAGUCUUCAGUACUUGCCUCCUAGUGAUGGGAAUAUUAUUGGAAAGCUCGUCAUUGGCAUCGAGGCAUUGUCCGGCCUUCCUCCAAAGCAAUACAGCUCCGUUCUCGAGCCUUACGUGGCUUUGAAUAUAGUCAAAUUAUCCUGGACUAACAGGAAGAAGGAAAAAUUACAUAGUUUUCGUACGAGAGGCGUUCGGCAUACGGCUAGUCCUAUAUAUAGAGAAACAUUCGUAGUGGCCGAUGUGAAGCCACACGAAGUCAAGGAAUGGACACUGGAAAUAAUUGCGUAUGAUCAUGAUAGAUAUGCCAAUCAUACAGAAUUGUGUGCAUUACGAGUUCCUUUAAAGGAAGUAAAAAAAUUGUUUCAGAGUCCUGAGAUACAUUUGCUUAAUUAUCAAAUGAAGCAGUCUUAUCAGGAAUUCGGAAAUAUUUUAUUAGGAAUUAGUUAUUUACCUACAGCUGAAAGACUGACAAUUAAUAUUAUGAGACUAUGCAAUUUGAAAUUUCAACCUGCUGUGGCAAAUUUAUCUAAAUUCAAUCCGUAUGUAAGAGUCUUAAUGCUCAAUGGAAAAACUGGAAGAAAAAUGAAAAAGAAGAAAACGAAAUUUCUAAAAGCUACAGCUCAGCCUGAAUAUAACGAAGUUUUGACAUUUGACUUAACACAUAAUCAACUUGACCACGUGCAAUUCCUUGUUAUACUGUGCAGCAAAGUUAUAUUAGACGAGUCACCAAAUUGCGAUCAUCCCAGUGACAGCGAGGAGUCAGUAAAUUCAUAUAAAAAAUCACAGGAUAUUUUCAUUGGGAAAGUAGCCCUUGGAAAAGGCGUACGGGGACCAACAGAAAGGAUGCACUGGUUUUCAGUUUUACAAAAUCCACGAAAGAUUGUGAGCUCGUGGCAUACGUUAAAAUAAAACAAACAAGAAUAAAAAGUAAUAAUAAAAAAUCUUUCAAAAUAGAAAUAAAGUUUAAUCGCUGUAGUAUUUAUAUUAACUUAUUACAUAACUGAUGAAAAGAAAAUUAAAGGAAAUCUACAUAUUA